Molecule: messenger RNA, 3243 nt
Organism: Pseudo-nitzschia multistriata
Lineage: Eukaryota; Bacillariophyta; Bacillariophyceae; Bacillariales; Bacillariaceae
Source: the annotation of a GenBank genome assembly
UAUGAAAAGGAUGUGCUGUAUUGUCUUUUGCGAGUGCACCAUUAUUCACUUCGCCUGUUCUCUCCCUUCAACCGAGCAAACCCUAAGAAAUCCCGAUUAUUAUCGUAGUUUGAGGUAGAAGAAAGGGUGGAAGCCAAAGCCAACAACAUCAAGAGCAACAGUAGGAGCAGUCUAGCUUAGCUUUUCAUACCUCACCUUAUCCAGGUUUCGGUUGUCUGUAUGCCCCAAUCUUCGCGAGAAGAGAACGAGAACAAGAUAUCUCUGUCACUGGAAUAUCGGUAAGGCCGAAAUUUACGUCGCCGUUGGAAGCUCGGUUUUGAUGGAUCCGAAAUUUUGUGGCUUUGGUUUCAUUGCAUAAAAUCGAAGGGGGCUGCUCAAUGACGCAAAGCUGCUCACUAACUGCUCGUACCUAUCUUUCCUGUGGCAAUUGGUCUUUGUUAUAUUCAAACAAACUUUAUUCUCCUGUUCUUCUCCCUUAUUUCUGCCAGUCCAAACAGUCCGACUCCAAGUUCGAAACCUGAAGUCACCAACUAUUAACGAUAAGCAAGCUGCGUGUGUUGGCUGAAAGAAGUAUGAUAGCAACUCAACAAGUCUCACAAAACCCCAUGACAGAUACAAUUUCUCACCAACCUCAACAACAACAACAACAGCAAGCGAAGGCCCAAACGUCUUCUACUAGUACGGCCCCGUCGACCGCUUCCUCUGGUUCUGCAUCUUCCGACAUCAAUGCUCGGCGUGACGCUGCUUCCAUGAUGAUGUCCAUGAGCCAACUAAUGGAUGCGGCAGCACUCCAUGCGCAAGCACAACAACAGCAAAGUGUUGGAGGCAUGGUGAACGCGGCAAAUUCCCAUCUCAACCACACGAGCCGUGGUCCGCACAAGAAACGUACUGCCUCUAGUGCUUCUCUCGAAAACGACCUGAUGAAUGGUCGAAGACCGGUUGCAGCGCACCACGGACACCAUCUGAUAAAUGGGGGAGGGAUAUUGCGAAUGCCCGUGACGGGAAACGCCACCGCAACAACUGCGUCGUCCGCGGUUUCGGCCGCAACCUCCUCCACGGAUGUAUCUAUUUCGUCCGUAGGAAAAGGAAAGGCAUCGGCAAGCAGCAGCGGCAACAAAACAAACGGUGCAUCCGCCAACGUACCUCUCACGGAAGAAGAAAAGAAGGCCGAGCGAAGAGCCGCAAAUCGUCGGUCUGCCUUUCAAUCAAGGCAGCGCCGAAAGAUACUCAUCGAGGACCUGCAGAGAACCGUGGCCGCUCUCUCGAAGGACAACAACGAUCUACGAAAAACAAAUGACGAAAUUCGAUCGCAGUUGGAGGCGGCUCUCCUUGAGAAUCGGCAACUCCGGCAAAUAACUAACUCUCUGUCGGUCCAGGCACAUGCCCAACAGCAAGCCCAGCAGGUGGUAGCUGCGCAGCAGCAGGUUCCACAAAGCCAGCAGCAGGUUGCCCAAGCACCAUCCAACAGCGGCAGCCCCAAGCUCUCGGCUCAGCAAACUCCCUCUGUCCCCACCCUUCCCCCUCCACCCCCUUCGGUGGCGGUUGCUCCCGCUCCCCCGACCAUCCCUCAACCGCCAGCCUUCAACCCAGCGGCCCUUACCAACUUUUUGACCACAUUUUCGUCCCAGGCCGCCGCAGCUGGGACCUCCCCGGUGGACCAACAACACAUUUUUAACGCCAAGAUCGCUUUGAUGGCAGCACAGUCACGGGUGAGCGAACUGGAGCACCAUCAAGCGGUAUCGCAGGCUCAGGCAGCUGCGAAUGCGGCGGUGGCGCAGCAGCAACAGCACGCGCAGCAACUCCAAGCACAAGCCCAGGCUGCGGCAUCAGCAGCCCUUGGACUAGCACAUGUAGCGCACCAGGCACCGGCCACCGGAAACCUUCCUGGUCGGAGUGAUAACCAGCACUUGGCCCGUCUUCAGGAACUCCUUUCGCGGGGCAUUGGAGGGAUGAACGGUCCUGCUACUUCCUCGGCAUCGCAGCAGCCCGCUCCGGCAACCACUGCUCCCUCUGCACCCGGAAACAACGCUGCCGGUGUUGAUCUUACGCAUCUUCGAAGUUUGUUGGAAGCCCAGCAGCAGCAACAACAACAAAACAUGGCCUCACAGGCACCGGGAUCGCCAUCGACUUCGGCGGCGAAGCAGGAAGCACACGAACAGGGCAAAAGCCAUUCGGAAAAUGCUGCCAUGAUUGCCAACGUUCCUAACGAGGCCCGAUCGGUCACAAAUCCCGCCAUCGUCACCCCUCCGUCUCCGGCUGGGGCCGCCACUGGGGCUUCUCCUCUCACGGGCCUUUCGAUAGCCGCUGGCCAGGAUGCACCCGGGAUCCAGCUCUUGAUCAAAUCUCUUCGGGCCGGACAGGGUGGUACUUCUGGCAGUGCCCCUCUGGACGAUGCCGUCAGAAAUUUUCUAAAGCAGCAACAGGCGCAAAUUGCACAACAACAACAGACGAAUUCCUCCACCACCGCCUCAAUUAAGGCCGAGAGCAAAUAGGAAGAGCGAGCAUUCGACACAACUACUCUCUCGUGUAAGGAGAAAAAAAUCGAAUUGGGAAGCAUGCCGAAUGUCGAAAAGAGAAUCCCGUCGUGGUCAACUCGGCUUUGAAUGAAACAAGCUGCCAUUUUUGCCAGGAACCUGUGUUCACUGGGAUAUCAGGCAGGCGGCAAUCAUCUUAUUAUUAACGCAUCAUUUGCACAUUUUUGUACCAUAUGUGUAACUGCAUCAUCUACCAUUACAUUCGAAGCUUUCACAGUUAAGGCUGCUGCCGAAUCUAAAAAGUGGGCGUCUAUUCGAAACUUGGAAAGAAUCUCGAGACGAGACAAAAGGGUCGACACCGAUCCACCAAACGAAACUACGAAAAUACCGAUCUGUCCAGUACAACUACGUCGCACAGCGCGAAGGAAACCAAACAAAACCAAUGAAACCAAACCAACUGAUAUUGCACCUCGCACGUGCUCGCUUUACUUUAUAUUCAUAAUAAUAUUAUUGCAUCCAUCGGCGCCAGGAACAUCACAAGCAAACGAAAUCAACCUCCUCUCUUUUGGGGGAUGAAACACUGACACGCAAAGAAACGAAUUAUACCUAUUGCCGAUGGAAUGUCUUUUCAUCUCAUUCUUUGGAAACAAUUACUUUUACAUUGCUUAGCCCUAGUAAUACUUUUAAGAACGAAUUUAGCAUGUUUUGACAUCACUCAGAGGAACUGUAUUCAACUUAAAAGAGCCAUCAAUACAAGCUUAUGGCACUU